This is a messenger RNA of Ostertagia ostertagi, 381 nucleotides long. NCBI's taxonomy places the organism in Eukaryota, Metazoa, Nematoda, Chromadorea, Rhabditida, Trichostrongylidae. The record is from the annotation of a GenBank genome assembly.
ACCCAUCGGUUCUAUAUUUCCUUCGAGAACAGCCUAUGUAAUGACUACAUCACGGAGAAAUUCUAUCGCAGAAUUUCACAGUUGCUCAUUCCUGUCGUCAUGAAGAGAAAAUUCUAUGAAGGUACUGACGUUCCAUCCGAAUCGUUCAUUGCUCUGGACGACUUCAACAGCACAAAAGAGUUGGGAGAUUACUUGAAUUUCCUGCGCAACAAUGAUACUGCAUACCUGAAGUACUUUGGGUGGACCAAGCACUAUCGGCUACCAUCGUCCUAUAAGAGUGACGCCUUAUGUAAGCUUUGCGGUGAUAUCUACCGUGAAGAACGUCUCGUUGUUGAAAACAUAGUACAGUAUUACCUCAACGAUCAAUGCACAGGAGGCGGU